AUGUGGAAAAGUACAUUUUCAGAACCACCAGAAGAAUAUACACAAGAUAAGGAGAGGCAUAAAUCUACAUUUUUCUCUCUUUUUAACAAAAAAAAAAAGUCAAACAAAUCAGGUUAUAGCGCCUCUGAAAAUAGUAUAAAUUUUUCUAAAAGCCAUGAAAAAUCAAAAGAUAAAAAAAAAAAAAAUGGACAUUCAAAUGAAGAAGUAAGUGAUAGCGAAAUGAUAAAAAAUGAAGUCGAACACACAAAGAUCCCUAAUAGUAAUUAUCUAAAAAAUUAUGAUUCUAAAAACAAAAAAAGAGAAAGUUUUUUUCAAAAAAUUAAUCUAUUACGAAAAUUAAGAAAUUAUAAAAUAAAAAAAUCUGCUACUACAUUUUAUAUGGAUCAUGAAGAAAGUUCAUCCUUAGGACUUGAUGAUGAGCAUAUGGGAAAAAAUGAAUAUGUAAAAAAAAAAAAAUAUAGCAUAAAAAGUGAAUUUAUUAAUUUAAAAAAUAAAGCACAAUCAUUGAAGAAUAGUAUUUAUUUUAGUAGCAGCAAAAACAGUAUUGAAAGUAAUUACUAUAAUCGAAGCAACAAAGAAUAUAUGGGAAAAAAGGGAUAUAACAUUUUUAAUUUGAAUAAAGAAAACUCUAAACAAUUUAAUAAUCCAUAUUCAUCAGAAAAAGCAAAUUCUUUAAUAACAAAUGAUAAUAUUAAAAAUAAAAAAGAUAAAUAUAGAGAACAAGAUUUUUCGAAUGUAUCUAACAUAAGUUGUUUAUCUGAAAAAAAAAACAAUAACAAUAUUAGUCAUAAUAGUAGUGAUAAUAAUAAUUCAGAAAAGCAUAAAAAUAAACCCUUUUUUGAACAAAAAUUUGAUGUAGAUAUAUGGAAAGAGAAUAAUAAUUUAAUGAACGAUAAAAAUCAUGUAACACAUUUUGGUGAACAUUCUUUUAAUAUUAAAAGAGAGAAUGAAAUUAUACUUGAAAAUUAUUAUAAAGAUAAAGAAAAAAAUAGUUAUGGGGACAACAAUAACUUACAAUCAAAUCACAAAGACAGUAGGAUUAGACAUAAUUCUCAAAAUGGGGAGCUUAACAGAGUAGUUCCUAAGAAUGGUUAUAAUACCAUGUAUAAUAAAGAAAAAAAUGAUAACAAUAAUAAUAUUAGAGGUAUAGAUAUGAUUAGUGAAUAUAUGAAAAAUGAAAAGACUGAACAAAUUAUAGGCAAAGACAGAGAAAACAAAAUAUGUAACACCAUUCAAGAAAAUGAAAUAGAAAAGAAAGGAAAAAAUAUUAAAGCAGAAACAAAUUAUACAAAUAAUUUGUCCAAAGUAAACAAUAUAUAUACCUCCGAAUUUACUCAAAAUAGGACUGAUAAUAUUAGAAAUAAUAAUGAUAUACAAAAAGAAAUGAUAUUAAAAUUAAUGUAUAACAACAAAGGAAUAUAUUUUAAUAAGGAUAAAUAUAUAGAUAACUCCAAUAAUAGAGAAAAUAAUAUAUAUAAAAAUUAUGCAGUAAAUAAUGAAAAUAUAAAAUAUAUUCCUCGCAAUAAAUCUAAUAUAAAUUUCAAAAAUAAAGACAUAUUAAAUAUAACCCAAAAUAAUAAAAAUAAUGUAUUUUCUAAAGAAUAUAAACUUGAUAGUAUUAACCAUAAUGAUAAUCAAAAUAAUAUAAUUAAUAAGUAUAUAAUUAGUCCAUUAUAUAAUUUAUUUGCCCAAACAAAAAAUGAAGCAGAAAAAAAAUUAAGUACAUCAUAUAAUAAAAUAAGUAGCUUGCCAUAUCAUCAAAUAUUUCAAAAAUAUACUAGUGAGUUACAAAAAACAUAUAAAACAAUGUAUGACAUAUAUGAAUUUCCCAAAAUGUGCAGUAUGGAAUAUUCGAAAAAAUCUUUUAUCAAUAUGAGAAGCGGCGCUAAUAACAACAAUCAUAACGAUGAAAAUAAAAAUGAAAAUAAAAAUGCUAAUGAUUAUAUGGACUGGAAUGAUAGAUUCUAUAGAAAUACCUAUACCCAUACAAAACCCAGUGCUUAUAAGAACAUUGUCAUGAUUAAUGAGAGUAAUGCAAUUAGCUUGAAUGAACAUUUCAAAAAAAAUGAAAUUAAAAUUCAUAAAACAUACAACAAUGAAGAAUAUAAAUCAAACUUAUUUAGUAGAAAAACUAUAGAGCCCGUGUUUAAGAUAUGUUCCACAAAUGGGUCAAAUAGACUGAACACUAAUCAUCUAAGGAAUAAUAGUGAAAUCAUUAAUAAUCCUUCUGUUUGCAGAUAUAAUAAUACAAAUCAUAUUUUACAAAGAAAAUUGUUUAAUAUUAACGCGUCACAUCGAAGUAUGGGGAUGAUAAAUAAUAAGAGAGAAGACCUUAAGUAUGAACAAAAGCAAAAUAUAAAUUUUCUAAGAAAGGGUAAUAAUUUUUAUGAAAAUAGUUUAAGAAAUAAUAACAAUUAUAAUUCAAUAAAUGCCAAUAUUGUUACUAAUAUAUAUCUAUCGAAUAAUUCAAAAAAAAAUAAUAGUGUUAGUAAUAGUUGUCAUUUAUUUAAUAAUAAAAACGAAAUUUCUAAUAAUUCUAGUAAAUAUUAUGCAUGUAAAAAUGGUCCUUAUAAUAAUACAUUAAUUAAAUCAAAUACAUUGCAUCCUUAUUAUUUUUGUAAUAAAAAAAUGAAUACUAAUAGUUAUAAAAAUAUGAAUAUUCAUAAUAAUGAAAACUAUUAUAAUAAUGACAUAUGGACAAUAAGAUGCAAAUAUAAUAGUAAACAAAAAUAUGCUCCUUUAAAUAUGAAUACAAUGAAUUUAUCUAAGUCUAUAGGAUAUUAUCCUAUUCUUCAAAAAUCCAAGACAAAUAUAAAUAGUUCUAUAAAUAAUACUAAUAUAAAAAAUAAUUUGAGUGCAAGCUUAAAUGAAUAUAAUGAGCAUGUAUUAUAUCCUAAUGAUAAUAUUGCUAUACAUAAUAAAUAUACAAAUUGUUUUGAACCCAUAAAUAAUGAAGAUAUUUUUAGAAAAAAUUAUUUACAAAAAAAAAGUCAAUCGUUAAAUCAUAGAUUAUUAGACUGUUAUGAAUUUAAAUACUCAAGAUUUAAAAAUAAUAAAAAUUGUGACAAUAAUUUUUUUAUUAAUAGAAAAAAUGAUGGUUUAAAAAAUGUUUUAGGUAUGUCAAAUUUAUCAAAAACAAAUAAUCCAAUAGAGAAAAAUAUUAUAUUGCCUACUGAAAAUAUGGAUAUAAGAAAAAUAAAUUAUAAUAAUUUACAAUAUGAACCAAUUCAUCAUAACACUAGGAAUUUUAAUUUGUGUAAUAGUUAUGAUCACCAUUUUACCAGUUCGGAUAACAACUAUCUAAGUGAUGGGUAUAUAAAAAGCACACGAAAUAUAUGCAAUAAUAAUAUGUUUAAUGGCAAUAUAAAUUGUUCAAAUCAUUUUAAUGGCAAAUUAUUUGUUAGUGAAAAGAAUAGACUAACCAAUAGCUAUACAAAUAACAUGCUUAUAAAUGAUUGUAAUAAUUUACAAAACAAAAGCCAUAGAUAUAUAAGGGCAAAAAGUUUAAAUGCAUUAAGAGAUUCAAUUUUACAUUCUAAAAGUUUAAAGGUUUAUGAAGAUUGUUGCAUAAAAAACAAAAAUGAAAAUAUAACUAAUCAUGAUUAUAAUAUGAAAGAUAUUUACAAAAGAUGUUCUUAUAUAGGAAAUGAAAAUACGCAUGAAAUAUUUUGUACUGAAAAAAGUGAAAUUUGUGAAAACGACUUAAAUGGUUAUAAUAUAAAACCAGUAUUAAUAAAAAGUCAUGCUGAUGAGACAAAUGAAAAGACAAAUAAUAUUUUAUUAAAUGAUAUAAAUAGUCAAAUAGCACAUAAAAAAAAUGAUAAUAAUGAAAAUAUAUAUUUAUUAGAGAAAGAAAACAAAAUCGAACAAAUAUUAACUAACCUUUCUAAUAAUGAAAAUGAUAGUGAUAAUUGUACUUCAGUUACUAUUCAGCAUUAUACUGUAAAUAAUGCUGACAAUAAUAAAGUUGGUGAUCAUGUUUUAAGUUCUUAUAAUAUUUGUGAACAAGAAGAAUCAUUAUGGAUGCCAAAUCAAUAUAAAAUAGAAAAAGCAAUACUUAAAGAAUCAUCAGAAAAUUAUAUACACAAAGAAGAAUUUCAAAAUGGGCUCGUUAAAUGCCGAAACAAUUUUAUAGACAAUGGAAUCAACCAAUGUGAAGAUAUGCUUUCGGGGGUAAUUGAAAAAAAGGAAAACACAAAUUGCAAGAUUAACGAUGACGAAAAAAAAAAUUUCAAUGACAAAGUGGAUCAAAAUGACAAAGAAAUGAUAGAUAUUUGUGUAAAUAGUUCGUCAGAAAACUGUUAUAUAAAAAAUAACAGUAACAAUCAUAAUAAUAAAUAUAGCAUUGAAAAAGAAUCGAAGAAUUUGAAAGAUGUUGCACAUGAUGAUUUCGAGCAUACUACAAUGACGACUUUUACUAUUAUUAACCCUAAUAUUAUCACUUCUAGCACUUUCGAAAAUAAUGCAUCUACUUGUGAAAUGAUCAAAAAUUAUAAUCCGAAUAAGGAAUGUCGUAAUGUUGAAAUUAACAAUGAUGCAAAAAAAGAGAAAGAAAAAUAUGAUAAUAAAAAAAAAAUUACAAAGUCUACUAACAAUAGUAGUAAAAUUGGGAAAAAUAAUAAAUUAUGCAAAUUAAAAAAGGCAAGUAUAACAAAAAAAAAUUGGAAAAAUAGGGAAAUUGGAGAAUUAAGCGAAAAUGAAAUAUACAAAUUACCGAGUUAUUUAGUUGCAAAUAUGUGUAAUACUGUCUUUAGCGAAAUAGAUGAAAAUACCUAUGAAUACAAUUUUAUCAAGAAUAAAAAUGUAAUAAACAAACAAAAAAUGUUUAUUAAUUUUAAUAGCAAUUAUUUAGGCGAUACAAUUAAUUUCGAAAACGAUAAUAUAAUAAAUUCUAGCGACUCAACACCAAUUUUAAAAAAAAAUCGGGAAAAUGAAAAAAAUACAAGACAUGGUAAUAAGGAAGCAAGUAUCCGAAAGAAGGAUACUAAUAUAUCUACUACAAGAAGUAUUAAUAUAUCCAAAGGAAGUUUUUCAAAUAAAAAUAUUAAAAAGGAAUUGUCUGGUUUGGGAAAAAGUAAAAUAAAUUCGAAGAAGCUUGUUAAGAGAUCGACAAAAAAAGGCACUGUGCUGAAUAAGAAUUCGAUGGUUAUAAAUAGUAAAGAUGAUAAGAAUAGAGGGGUGGGAGGUGAAGAAAAAUAUGGUGAGGAAAAAAAAUUAAAAAAAAAUAAAAUAAUGCAAUCCACAGAUGAGAAAGUAAAUAACAAGGAAGAAGCUACAAAAAAAAAAAAAAUUAAUAUAAAAAAAAAAAAAUGCACACCCUUAAUAAAUAAAAGCGAAGAUUCAUAUUUAAUUGGAAAGAGCAUUCAUUCGAUAACGUACAUGCAUGAAAAUGAGAUAAAUAUAAAUUUCGAUAUAGAAUUGGAUGAUUGUAAUACUAAUAAUGGAAUAGAAACAAAUGGUGGUAGUGUAAGCGACACAAUAUAUGAGAAAGAUAUUAGAAACGAAGAAAAAAUAAAUAUGUCAAUAAAUUCAGAAGACGAGAAUUUUAUAAAUAAACUCGAAUUAUGCAGCGUACCAGAAGUUGAUAGUUUUUAUAAAAUGUUUAAAACAAUGAAUAAUAUGUUAAGGAAUAUAAAUAAUAGUAAUUUUUUAAACAAUAUAGAUUUAAAUAAUUUAAUUAAUAUUGAAAAAUAUUUUAUUAAUAAUAAUAUAUAUAUUAAUAAAUAUUUAAUAACAACAGAUAUUGAAAAUGACCAAUUGAAAGAGGACAAAAAUGAAAACGACAGCAUAAUAUAUGAUAACAAUUUUAGUAUAAUAUAUUUAGACAACGAUAUGAUAUAUUUAAAAAAAAAAAAAUUAAAAAAUAUACUUGAUAUAUUAUUACAAAAUAAGUAUUCAUUUUAUGAAAUUAAAAUAACAAUUUUGUUAUUAAAAUUAUUUAUUUCUAUUGAAAAUAGUAAUAUACAUACAAGUAUAUAUCCUCUUACAUUAAUAAACUCCUUAAUACAUAAAUUAAACUUAAAAGUUUAUGAUAAAAAUGAAUCAAUUGAAGAUAUUAAAAAUCAUAUGUUUAAUAAAAUUGAAAAUUUCAAUAUAUAUAAAAAUAAUCUAGAACAAUCAUCAUUUAAUUAUUUAUUUAUAUGUGAUGGAGAAAAUUAUUUAUGUAUAAAUGAUAACUCAUUAUGUGGAGAAACAUACCAAACAAAAGUUAAUGUAAACAACGAAUUGGGAUAUUAUCAUUAUAUUAAUUUGAACAGAUUAACAUAUUAUGGGCAAGGAAAAAGUUAA
Molecule: messenger RNA, 6288 nt
Organism: Plasmodium berghei ANKA
Lineage: Eukaryota; Apicomplexa; Aconoidasida; Haemosporida; Plasmodiidae
Product: conserved Plasmodium protein, unknown function
Exons: 1
Coding region: 1-6288 (2095 amino acids)
Source: RefSeq, a predicted model, not a curated record